Messenger RNA from Dentiscutata heterogama, 414 nucleotides. Lineage: Eukaryota; Fungi; Glomeromycota; Glomeromycetes; Diversisporales; Gigasporaceae. The record is from the annotation of a GenBank genome assembly.
GCAAUUGACCGUGAUGAAGCUGGGGAAAAAGAUAUCUAUAAAAUAGAUCAAUUGCAGGCUAUGAAAUGGAUUAAGAUCGCUUGGAGUGAAGUAUCAGCUGAAAUGAUCAGAAGAUGUUGGUUCCGUACAAAAAUUGUAUCCCCCCGUGAUGAAAAUGGAAUACCUGUCAUCCCUCCCAUUGCUGUUGAAAGCAUUAAUAAUGUAGAAGAUGAAUUUGUUGUGCCGCCCCUAACCGGAGAAGAGCAAUUGAUUAUUUUACGUAGUGCCCUAAGGAUUGUUGAUGAGAGAAUCGAUGAUGGUGGAGUAACAAUGAAGACAUUACGCAAGCUACAAACCUGUAUCCGUGAGGAGAUUCGAAAAGAGAAAGUCGGAAAGCAAGUCCAACAAAAACUAGAACAAUAUUUCCAAGCUUGA